GUAGAGAGAGAGAGAGAGAGAGAGAGAAGAACAAAAAGGAGCUGUAAUCACAUGGAGUUUGUUUGGCUGAUGGGUCCUCCCUCGUUCCGCCCGACAAUUAUGAGCUGAAACUCUUUUUGUCCAAAAAGAAAAUAUUCUUCUUCCUUUCCUCUUCUUCCUUCAUCUCCAUCUUUCGCCUGAAAAAUUAUGGCCGACGACAAGGAGAUCUCUGCCCCAGUUGUCGACUCAAACGAUACAGUCACUGGUCACAUUAUUUCCACGACCAUAGGUGGCAAAAAUGGAGAACCCAAACAGACGAUCAGUUACAUGGCAGAGCGUGUUGUUGGGACUGGAUCGUUUGGAAUUGUUUUUCAGGCCAAAUGCUUGGAAACUGGAGAGACAGUAGCAAUAAAGAAGGUUUUACAAGACAGAAGAUACAAGAACCGUGAAUUGCAAUUAAUGCGCACAAUGGAUCAUCCAAAUGUGGUUUCUCUGAAACAUUGCUUCUUUUCCACUACGAGUAAAGAUGAGCUUUUUCUCAACUUAGUGAUGGAGUAUGUCCCAGAGACCAUAUAUCGGGUUUUGAAGCAUUACAGCAAUUUGAACCAGAGAAUGCCUCUCAUCUAUGUGAAACUUUACACUUACCAAAUUUUCAGGGGGCUGGCAUAUAUGCACAAUGUUCCUGGAGUUUGUCACAGGGAUUUGAAGCCUCAAAAUGUUCUGGUUGAUCCUCUUUCUCACCAGGUCAAGAUUUGUGAUUUUGGAAGUGCAAAAAUGCUAGUGAAGGGUGAAGCAAACAUAGCAUACAUAUGCUCACGUUUCUAUCGGGCUCCAGAACUCAUAUUUGGUGCCACGGAAUAUACAACUUCAAUUGAUAUCUGGUCAGCUGGUUGUGUCCUCGCUGAGCUUCUUUUAGGCCAGCCAUUGUUCCCUGGAGAAAAUGCAGUAGAACAGCUUGUGGAGAUUAUCAAGGUUCUUGGUACACCGACUCGGGAAGAAAUUCGUUGUAUGAACCCAGGUUAUACUGAUUUUAGAUUUCCACAAAUAAAGGCACACCCUUGGCACAAGGUUUUCCACCAAAGGAUGCCUCCUGAAGCAAUUGAUCUUGCCUCAAGGCUACUACAAUACUCCCCAAGUCUUCGCUGCACUGCACUAGAGGCAUGUGCACAUCCAUUUUUUGAUGAGCUUCGAGAACCCAAUGUCCGCCUACCAAAUGGUCGCCCAUUGCCUCCUCUGUUCAACUUCAAGCAAGAGUUGGCUGGAGCUUCUCUGGAGCUUGUUGGCAAGUUGAUACCAGAGCACGUGAGACGACAAAUGGGUCUUAAUUUCUUUCCUUCAAUCACAUAACAUGGAGUGAUGUUGAAUUGGUUUCUAGUAAUUGAUGAACGAGACGAACAGGGGCUUUGAAUAACCCUGUGGUGACCUACCUGAUCAGCAGCUUCUCUUGCUCUACAAUGAUGCAAAAUAUUUAGGAUGUUCAAUGGCUGCACUCAAUUCCCCUCCCAAUUCCCCCAUCAACCCCGAAAAAACUAUUAUGGAGGGGGAAUCUGUAGUCUGUUUGUAUAUGUUUUAUUGUAAUUUCUAUAAUCAUAAAGUUUUUUGCAGAAAGAAAAAGCUUGAAAAGAAAAAAAAAAAGAAAAAAGAAAGAAUUACACGUACUGGUAGCAAGGAAGGCUCUUGAAAGAACUGCAGGGAUAGGAGGGGAGGGAUUUGUCGUUGUUCGUUUGAUUUUCUACGGACUUGGUGUUUGUUGUGCCUGACUAUGAAUCAGAGAAUAUUAUUGCUCUCCUUUGUACCUAUAUGUAUACUAUGCUUACAUCAUUUUGCCAAUAUAUUUCAUUUGCUGUUUUUCACUUCCCU
Molecule: messenger RNA, 1839 nt
Organism: Camellia sinensis
Lineage: Eukaryota; Viridiplantae; Streptophyta; Magnoliopsida; Ericales; Theaceae
Product: shaggy-related protein kinase eta
Biological process (GO): peptidyl-threonine phosphorylation; cell differentiation; brassinosteroid mediated signaling pathway
Cellular component (GO): nucleus; cytoplasm
Molecular function (GO): protein serine/threonine kinase activity; ATP binding
Source: RefSeq, a predicted model, not a curated record